CUCCCCCGGCCCGGACUCUGAAGGCACAGCAGCCAUGGCGACCAACAUGUCGAAGAAGCGCAAGUUCGUGGCGGACGGCGUGUUCUACGCCGAGCUCAACGAGCUUCUUACCCAGGAGCUUGCCGAGGAGGGUUACGCCGGUGUGGAGGUGCGCGUGACCCCUUUGCGCACUGAGAUCAUCAUCAGCGCCACCCGCCCGCAGAACGUGCUGGGCGAGAAGGGCCAGCGCAUCAGGGAGCUCACCUCCGUGGUGCAGAAGCGGUUCAACUUCCCCGACGACGCUGUCGAACUCUACGCGGAGCGAGUCGCCAAGCGCGGCCUGUGCGCGCAGACUCAGGCGGAGUCGCUCAAGUACAAGCUUUUGGGCGGACUUGCCGUGCGCCGCGCAUGCUACGGUGUCCUUCGCUUCAUCAUGGAGUCUGGGGCCAAGGGUGCCGAGGUGAUCGUGGCUGGUAAGCUGAGGGCGCAACGUGCGAAGGCCAUGAAGUUCCGCGACGGUUACAUGAUCAAGAGCGGCCGCGUCAGGGAGGACUACGUGGACCACGCCGUGCGCCACGUUAUGAUGCGCCAGGGUGUGCUGGGUGUCACCGUGUCCAUCAUGCUUCCCCACGACCCUACGGGCAAGGAGGGACCGAAGACCCCCCUCUCGGACGUGAUCACCAUCCUGCCGCCCAAGGAGGAGAUUGCUUUGGAAGCUACCCCUAACUUCGGUUAAACCACCAAAAGCAUGUGUCAUGCUUGGGUAGUGGACUAGGGGCUGCCUACCAGGGGAGGGAUUGAAAAGCAUUGACGUACCACGUCUGAAGUGGUUAUAAGGAUGUGUUUUUCGAUUUUUUUUGUCCACGACUCCGGUUUAUGAUAUGCACGUGUCCACCCACAGUGUCGAAACGCAAUUUGAGCGUGCCGACCCGGGACCCCGCGAGGCCAAAGUGCAUGUGCAUGCUCAAGGAGAGCUUGUGCGAUGCAGCCGGACACGGAGGCAUUUUGCCGUCCCUCAAACAAUCUCUGUGCCCUCCUGGAUUUUUUUUUGUUGCUCCAUUCCAAAAGCACUGGCAUUACUCUUCCUCCGUGAAACCUUGACCCAACAUUGCCAACGUCGCCAAACAGACAAUAUAAAACGUAGCGCUGUUUAUUUAGCGGUAGCAAACUCG
Messenger RNA from Ectocarpus siliculosus, 1151 nucleotides. NCBI's taxonomy places the organism in Eukaryota, Phaeophyceae, Ectocarpales, Ectocarpaceae. The record is from the annotation of a GenBank genome assembly.